UGCGCAGUGCGUCUCCUUCUUAGCGCCAGUCAGGAGCUGUAAAUCGAGUUCGGCGGUCAUACUGAGGCGAUAACGCCGAGAAGAUAUGAAGUAUUAGUGGUGUGAGGACGCUAAGGAGCGUAAGAGUAGUACUAGUGUGAGUUAUUAGGUUGUUAUGUAAUAGCUUAAUUUCGUAUUGUGGGUUCUAUCGCAGCUAGUUAGCUAGCAUAACUGCUACAGCGCAGCGAGUGGGCUCGGGCUUGGUGUUCUCGUGAAGGCCUGGCUUAAGCUUAGCUUAGCUUAGCUUAGCUUAGCUUCCGCUAAUUAGCAAACAAUUUGUGUAUAGUGUGUGAUUUUGAAGGCCACAGAGGACAAGGCAUGGCAGACGAGAACGCCGUUGCAGUGCAGCAGAUGUUGGACAGGAGUUGCUGGGUGUGUUUCGCCACAGAUGAGGAUGACCGCACUGCUGAGUGGGUGCGGCCAUGCCGAUGCCGUGGCUCUACCAAGUGGGUGCACCAAACCUGCCUGCAGCGCUGGGUAGACGAGAAGCAGCGAGGCAACAGCACAGCACGCGUGGCCUGUCCCCAGUGCAACGCAGAGUACCUCAUUGUCUUCCCCAAGCUGGGUUUGGAUUAUGUAAGAACUGUGCAGUCGAGCUUGAGUUUAUCAAGGCCCAUUGUGUAUGUGCUGGACCUGGCAGACAGGCUCAUCUCCAAGGCAUGCCCGUUUGCUGCAGCUGGCAUCAUGGUGGGCUCCAUCUACUGGACUGCGGUAACGUACGGAGCCGUCACAGUGAUGCAGGUGGUUGGCCAUAAGGAGGGGCUGGACGUGAUGGAGAGGGCCGAUCCGCUGUUCCUCCUUAUCGGCCUGCCCACCAUCCCAGUCAUGCUCAUCCUGGGAAAGAUGAUCCGCUGGGAGGACUACGUGCUGCGACUGUGGAGGAAGUAUUCCAACAAGCUACAGAUCCUCAACAGCAUCUUCCCAGGUAUUGGUUGUCCAGUUCCCAGAAUCCCUGCUGAGGCGAGUCCGUUAGCCGAUCACGUAUCAGCUACUCGGAUCCUGUGUGGAGCGCUGGUGUUUCCCACCAUCGCCACCAUCGUGGGCAAGCUCAUGUUCAGCAGAGUCAACUCCAACCUGCAGAGGACCAUCCUGGGUGGCAUUGCAUUUGUGGCCAUUAAGGGUGCGUUUAAGGUGUACUUCAAACAGCAGCAGUACCUCCGCCAGGCCCAUCGUAAGAUCCUCAACUUCCCCGAGCCGGAGGAGGCCUGAGUGGCCGAGAGCGAACGUCCACAGCCCUUUACAGACUGAGACAUCACCGAGACCUCCAUGCCACCUGCUCUGUGUGUGUGUGUGAGAGAGAGAGUAUGUGUGUGUGCUGCAGAGCGAAUACAGAUGACUGCUGCUGGAACAGGCUUUACUGCAGCUGCUAUGAUUUGAGGAAUGUGUAUUUGAGAGGAGAGGAGUACACACUGAUGCAUUUCCGAUUCACGUAAGCUGUUCAGUUUUGUCUCUCCCUGAGAAUGUGAUUUGAUUUUUUAUUUUUUUUUUUUCUCUCUCUCUCUCGUCCUUCCGUGUAAAGACUCAGACUUCCUCUCCCCUGUUAUAAUCAGAGCCGGGAGAGGUUCCUUCUUUUCUCUAUUUUAUAGGUUGUUGUAUUUUUAAAUUAAGAGUAGGACAUGUGGAAUUCUAAAAGAGUUUUAUGUGAAAAAAUGAUUGAUUUUAUAAACACUACUCUGAAGGUGAACUGGAUUAGGAAUAUUGCCUUUUGGUGAAUACACUUUCAGUGCUGACUGGGCGACGUUAACAAAUCAGUGACUCUGCUGUAUAAAUGUAUACGUGUAGCAGCAUGUGCUCAGCCUGCAUUACAUUUUAAUGGAGAUAAACGCUGGGAUUCCGGACGCAGGUUGAAGCAAGUCCGAAACUAAAAUUUGAACCUUCAAUGUAUUUUCAGUUUAGACUAGUAUUAAUGUGUCCAGAAACCUGUCUCAGGUGUAAAAUGAUGAGGUGCUAUGAGAGCUGGAGUAUCGCCUCUACACCAUGAUUAAUGUCAAAUCUUUCAAGCUUGAAAAGCCUCCCUCAGUUUGGUGUAAUGAAAGACAUUAGGAGGAAAAUGCAAAUUACUAGUCAAUGUGCAGGAUACUAAAAAGGGACUAGGUGUGUCAUUGCUCACCCCAAGAUUUAUUUCUAAAGAAUAAUCUGACCUUCAAUUAAAGUUAAAGAUGUUAUUUAGAACUAACAUCUCUAAGCUGAUUAAUUUCUGGUGCUGUUUAAUGAUGGAAAAGAAAACGAGUCCCUGAUGAUCGCCUCAUCGUGCGGUUUGGAAAAUCAAACUCCCGGGAAAGCCGUAAUCUUUGAUGUAUGGACAGGACGAGUUUCAUCACUUACCCAACCUUCACUCAUUCUUCAUGAUCCUGAUGAAGUGUUUUAAUCCAUUUCUCUGUGGUACACCUGAAACUUCUCCUAAUCACUAUGAUGUGAUGUCGCUGCUGGACUUUCUUCUGGAGCUAAGGUGUCUCCAAAGGAACGAGGAAUAAAUAAGGCACAGGAUGAGCUUAUAUGCUUUACUACAGGACACAUGACCUGGGUGCAUUAAUAUACUGAAUGUGUGUGAUGGUUAUAAUGGAUGAUUGAUUUAACUGGCUUUCUAUCCCUGUGAUCAGAACAGAGGGAGUGUCGCUACAGCUAUCAGUGUAUUAAAAUGGAGGGAUUUUUUUUUUCUUUUCUAUUUUGGGAAAAUCGUGCAUGCCAAUAAUGACUGACAGCAGCCUUGUGCUCAGCUUUUUCAACCUGAUGCAGUUACUUCAGUCCUUAAUGCUGAGUAGCUGCUUUAGCAGGUUUUAAUAUUGUCAGUUAUAGCACUUGUUAGACACUUAACACAUGAUUUAAUCCAGAAAAUGUUCACACUUACUGAUAAAAACCACAGGGUUAUCUUUACCAGCUUAUUGCCAUUUAAUCACCGUGUCUCGAACAAGUUCUCUGAAUAUGCUAGAACUCUGGCUCACCAUAACGCCAAACACAAAGCAUAGAUGUAUAAAUGUAUGACUUGUAUAUACAUAUUGCAUCUGAAUUUACAGUUAUGGUUGAUUUGUGAAUAAAUGUAUUUUUCCAAUGCUUGA
Molecule: messenger RNA, 3095 nt
Organism: Ictalurus furcatus (blue catfish)
Lineage: Eukaryota; Metazoa; Chordata; Actinopteri; Siluriformes; Ictaluridae
Gene: marchf5
Product: membrane-associated ring finger (C3HC4) 5
Exons: 7
Coding region: 358-1248 (296 amino acids)
Molecular function (GO): zinc ion binding
Source: RefSeq, a predicted model, not a curated record